AUGGAUCCUUUCUCAGCGGAGGGUGAGCUCCUCAACAUUCACAAUGCCUUUCACUCCGGUCAAUACCAGAACGUGAUCGACUUCGACACCUCCGCCCUUUCCUCCGAGAACCAGCUCCCUGCUCGUGUACUCAAGCUUCGUGCUCAGAUUGCCCUUGGCCAGACCGACGAGGUCUUUGCUGCUGUCUCUAGCGAUGAGGAUAAUCCUGACUUGGCCGCGACCAAGGCUCUGGCACAACAAACCGCAGGCAAGGCCGACGCCGCCCUCCAGCUGUCCCAAGAUCUUGCCGAGAACUACCCGGAUAAUGCCACCGUACAGGUGCUCGCUGGCACGGUGCUUCAAGCCCAGGAAUAUAGUGAAGAAGCGCUAGCCUUGCUGUCUAGGCACCAGGGCAAUCUCGAGGCCGUCGCUUUGAUUGUUCAGAUUCACCUUCAACAAAACCGAACCGAUCUCGCCCUGAAGGAGGUGCAGGCCGCCAAGCGCUGGGCCCAGGAUUCCCUGCUCGUCAAUCUGGCCGAAUCGUGGGUCGGCAUGAGAGUUGGUGGCGACAAAUACCAGUCCGCUUUCUAUGUCUAUGAGGAACUUGCCUCCUCUCUCAGCACAUCUGCUGCCCUCUCGAUUGUCGGCCAGGCCGUUGCAGAAAUCCACCUCGGUCGCCUCCCCGAGGCCGAAGCCGCUUUGAAUGCCGCCCUAGAGAAGUACCCCGGUGACGCCGAAUUGAUUGCCAAUUCGAUCGUGCUGAACGUGCUGGCUGGAAAGCCAAGUGCGGAUCUGGAAGCCCGGCUGAGCCAAACACAGCCUUCUCACUCUCUUCUAGCUGAUAUCCAGGAGAAGAGCACAUUCUUCGAUACCGCAGCCGCUAAGUACUCGCCGAAGGUGUCAUCGUAG
Messenger RNA from Penicillium macrosclerotiorum, 888 nucleotides. Its product is annotated as putative Coatomer subunit epsilon. The record is from RefSeq and is a predicted model, not a curated record. The transcript is spliced from 5 exons. Gene Ontology annotation, molecular function: protein binding; structural molecule activity. NCBI's taxonomy places the organism in Eukaryota, Fungi, Ascomycota, Eurotiomycetes, Eurotiales, Aspergillaceae. Gene Ontology annotation, biological process: retrograde vesicle-mediated transport, Golgi to endoplasmic reticulum; endoplasmic reticulum to Golgi vesicle-mediated transport; intra-Golgi vesicle-mediated transport. Gene Ontology annotation, cellular component: COPI vesicle coat. Bases 1 to 888 code for a protein of 295 amino acids.